AUGGGAUCGCGGAGGGCCCUGAGCCGCGAGUGCGGCGCGGACGUCCGGUCCGGGGCGGGGGGCGACGGCGAGGACGACGGGCCAGUGUGGACCCCCAGCCCGGCCAGCCGCAGCUACCUGCUCAGCGUGCGGCCCGAGACCAGCUUAUCAAGCAACCGGUUGUCUCACCCCAGCUCUGGAAGGACCACCUUCUGCUCCAUCAUUGCUCACCUAACAGAGGAGACUCAGCCGCUAUUCGAGACCACGCUCAAGUCCCGGGCUGUGUCCGAGGACAGCGACGUCAGGUUCACCUGCAUCGUCACAGGAUACCCAGAGCCGGAGGUCACCUGGUACAAGGAUGACACUGAGCUGGACCGCUACUGUGGCUUGCCAAAAUACCAGAUCACUCACCAGGGCAACAGCCACACCCUGCAGCUCUACAGGUGCCGAGAAGAAGAUGCUGCCAUCUACCAGGCCUCUGCCCGAAAUGCCAAGGGCAUUGUAACCUGCUCAGGGGUGCUGGAGGUGGGCACCAUGACUGAGUACAAGAUCCACCAGCGCUGGUUCGCCAAGCUGAAGCGCAAGGCUGUGGCAAAGAUGCGGGAGAUAGAGCAGAGCUGGAAGCAUGGGAAGGAGGCGGCCGAGGAGGCCGACACCCUCCGCAAGCUCAGCCCAGACCGCUUCCAGCGAAAGCGACGACUCAGUGGGGCUGAAGUGCCAGUCCCUUCAGCCCCUCCUAGGGAGGCUGAGGGUGGGACCCCGGCAGCCUGGCAGGAGGGAAAGACUGAGCCUGCUCAGCACCCAGGCCUGGGCCUGCUCAACAGUUUUGCUCCCGGGGAGGUGACCACCAAUGGGGAGGCAGCCCUGGAGGAUGGGGAGCAUGGCUUAUUGACAUACAUCUGUGAGACCAUGGAGCUGGGGUCCCAGAGAGCCCCCAAAAAGGAGUCUGGGGCCAAGAAGAAAAAGAAAGAUGAGAAACCUAAGCAAGGUCUGUGGAAGCCAGAGUUAGAGAAGACAGCCCGAGGACACCAUCCUUCUGAAAACCGUGUUCCCAGUUCAGACAAGCCUGACUCCUGUGGAAUGCAGGGGCCCAUGAACAUGGAGCAGGUUCUGACCCUGCCCAGAGGCAGGGCUGCAUGGGGGCCUGGGUCCUCUGGAGCAGAUGGUGCUAGGAAGCCAGCCUCUGCUAAGAGCACUCGAGAUAAGGCCCAGGAUGCCCCUGCUCUGGCCCCUGCUGCAACCCAUGUCCCUGCCCCAGGCCCUGCCCCAGCUCCGGGUCCAGACCAGGAAGUGUACUUCUCUCUGAAGGACAGGUAUCUGGAGAACACCCAGGCAGCCAGGCUUGGGGAGGAGUCCCAGGCCCCAAGUGGCAGGGCACCCAGAGGGACACCCUUGGGGAAGGUAGCUGGCCAGGCAAGAGUCAAGGAGGUGCCUGUCGCCCCUGGCCAACUCACACCUUUCCCAGCCCUCCAGCCAAUGAAGCCUUUCAACAGUAAGAGAUUCGCCCCUCCAAAGCCCAAAGAGGAGCCUACCACCAACAGCAGGCCCGACUCUUGCCUGAGUCAGGCUCCAGAGCCUGGGCUCCAGGGUUUAGGGAAGUCUCCAACUCAAGCAACUGCCACAGUGCCAACGCCCCCUGCCCGGCGGAGACACAGCACCCGGGACAGCCCCUUGCAGGGGCAAGCAGGUCACAAGACUCCAGGAGAGGCCCCAGAGUCCCAGGCAACCACGGUCCCCAUCACAUCGGCCAGCAGCAUCUCUGAUGUAGCCUCCCAUGGUCCCAGCACCUCUGGAAGUCAGGGCACUACUGAGCCUAUGGAUACAGAAACCCAGGAGGACAGGAGAACCUCUGCUGACCAGAGAACAGGAGGCAACAAGAACGCACAGGUGGAUGGAAAGACACAGAUGGACAGGAGGAUGCCCACAGAUGGGCAGACACAGGAAGAUAGAACACAGAUAACCCAGAGGACACAGGCAGAGAGCAAGACACAGGUGGACGUUGUGACACAAGAAAGUGGGGGGGCACAGGUAUACAGGGGUUCACAGGAGGAUGUGGUGACACAGGGAAGGGCAGGGACACAGGAAGAAAGGACACAGGCAGAUGAGAAGAUCCAGGAAGACAGGAAGACACAGGCAGAUGAGAGGACACAAGAAGACAGAGGGAUACAGGGAGAAAAGGGGAGGCCGUCAGAGGAGAAUGUACCCACAGCCAUAGCAAGUCAGCCAGAGGAGGAGCCCAUGAGCAGCCUCAGCUCACAGUCCAGAGCCCCUGCAUCCUCACCUUCAGAGGGCCCUAGGCCUCCUCAGAUUACCAGAUGCUUUGAGCAGACCCCAGAAGGGUCUUCUGUCCCAGAAAAACCUGGUUUUGUGCUCAGCUCUGAGGAUGCAGCAGUAACAGCCUCCAGAAAACAUGAGGAAACUAUGCUGGGCCCCCUGUCAGGGAGCCUCACGUUCCCAGCACAGCUGCUUCCUGGGGGGAGCUUGGAGCAGAUGGGAGGAGAGAGAUGUCGAGGGCCAGGGUGGUCAAGCCUGGCCAAGGAGAAGAUGGAGGACAGCUUGUUCCAGUGCCCCAAGGAGGACCAGCUGAGGGAAGAGCUGUCUGUGGAUCUGAGCAGCUGUCCUCCAGCUGGCCUGAGCCCAGAAGUGCCCACCAUGCCUUCUCUUCCUGGGACUGGCCUGACCAAUAGCUCAUCGGAGGGGCUGCCCAGCGCCCUUACUUCUCAGCACAUGAGCACAGCUGCCGUCCUGCCCUCGGGGGCUCAGGCCUUGCUCGGGUCUUCCCCCACAUUGCACCUGGGGCCGGGGACACCCACCCAGAGUCACCCACCAGAAACCAUGGCUGCCAGCAGUGAGGGGGCCUGUGCCAAGGUGCCAGAUGUGGAGGGUACAACCUCAGGUCCCCGGACCUGUGACCCUCGCCUCAUAGAUUCCCUGAAGAACUAUUUGCUUCUGUUGCUAAAACUAUCUGGCACAGAGACAAGUGGAGGGGCAGCAGAGUCCCAGGCGGGCAUGGCGACCGGGGCCCCAGUGUCCUCACCUACUCUGGUCCCAACCGUGGAAGUGGCCGGUCUGAGCCCGCGGACGUCGCGGCGCAUCUUGGAGCGCGUGGAGAACAACCACCUGGUGCAGAGUGCACAGACCCUGCUGCUGAGCCCCUGCACCUCCCGCCGCCUCACUGGUCUCCUGGACCGUGAGGUGCAGGCUGGCCAGCAGGCCUUGGCGGCUGCCCGGGGCUCCCGAGGCCCUGGCCCCAGCCCCCUCACUGUCCCCGCCAUCGUGGUAGGCGAGGAGGGCCCUAGGCCAACCUUGGAAGAAGGAUCCAGUGAGGGUGAGGGUGAAGGUGAAGGAGAGGUUUCCUUUGAGGGGUCUGACCUCCUAGGUGCCGCCCCGGAGAGCAGCUUGGGCAGACCAGUGAGGGAGGUGAGUGGGCAGGCAGCCCCUGGGCAGCAGGGACUGCUCUCAGCAGAGAGCAGAGCCCAGGAGCCCUUCCGAGAAGAGACAGUUCCAGGGGAGGCUCUGACAGGCCUCCCUGCAGCCACACCUGAGGAGCUGGCUCUGGGGGCCCGGAGGAAGAGAUUUCUCCCUAAGGUUAGAGCAGCGGAAGACGGGGAGGCGGCCAAACCCGAAGAAAGGGAGAGUCCCACAGUUUCCCCCCGGGGGCCCAGGAAGAGCCUGGCGCCUGGGUCACCAGGGACUUCAGGGCGGGAGAAACGCUCCCCUACCCUGGGCAGGAAGGCAGGUCUGCUGGAGGUGCCGCGGGCAGAGGAGGAGCUGACACCAGGAGACCUGGGCACCAGCACCAAGGCCAGUGGCCUGGACACAGAGCUGGCCCUGGAUGAAGGCAAGCAGGAUGCUCUGGCCAAGUCCAGGAAAGCCAAGGACCUGCUCAAAGCCCCACAGGUCAUCCGGAAGAUUAGGGUGGAGCAGUUCCCUGAUGCCUCGGGCAGCUUGAAGCUCUGGUGCCAGUUCUUCAACAUUCUUAGUGACUCAGUCUUGACAUGGGCCAAGGAUCAGCACCCAGUGGGCGAGGUGGGCAGGAGUGCGGGGGACGAGGGGCCAGCGGCCUUGGCCAUCGUGCAGGCGUCCCCCGUGGACUGCGGCAUGUAUCGGUGCACUGUCCACAAUGAGCACGGCUCCGCCUCCACUGACUUCUGCCUCAGCCCUGAGGUGUUGUCAGGAUUCACCUCCAGAGAAGAAGGUGAAGUUGGAGAAGAGAUUGAGAUGACCCCUAUGGUGUUUGCUAAGGGUCUGGCUGACUCUGGCUGCUGGGGGGACAAGCUCUUUGGGCGCCUGGUGAGCGAGGAGCUCCGAGGGGGUGGACAUGGGUGUGGCCUUCAGAAGGCCUCCCAGGCCAAGGUCAUCUACGGGCUGGAACCCAUCUUCGAGUCAGGCUGCACCUGCAUCAUCAAGGUAUCCAGCCUGCUUGUGUUUGGGCCAAGCAGUGAGACCUCUCUCCUGGGCAGAAACUACGACGUCACCAUCCAGGGAUGUAAGAUCCAGAACAUGAGUCGCGAGUACUGCAAAAUCUUUGCGGCUGAAGCCCGGGCUGUGCCUGGCUUUGGGGAGGUGCCUGAGAUCAUCCCACUGUAUCUGAUCUACCGGCCUGCAAACAGUAUCCCAUAUGCCACCCUGGAGGAGGACCUGGGCAAGCCCCUGGAGUCUUACUGUUCUCGGGAAUGGGGCUGUCCUGGGGCCCCAGCAGCGUCUAGCAACUCUGAGGCUGUGCAGAAAUGCCAGACCUUCCAGCACUGGUUGUAUCAGUGGACAAAUGGCAGCUUCCUUGUCACAGAUUUGGCAGGGGUUGACUGGAAGAUGACUAAUGUGCAGAUUGCCACCAAACUGCGAGGGUACCAAGGCCUCAAGGAGAGCUGUUUCCCUGCCCUGCUGGACCAGUUUGCCUCCUCACACCAGUGCAACGCCUAUUGUGAGAUGCUGGGGCUAAAAACUAUCAAGGGCCCUGAGGUUGCCCAUGCCCAGGCCAAGCCCAAAGGCUCCAAGAGUCCAUCGUCUGGCAGGAAGGGUGGCCAGCUGAGUCCUCAGCCCCAAAAGAAAGGCCCGCCCAGUCCUCAGGGCACCCGCAAGAGUGCCCCAAGCUCCAAGGCCACUCCUCAGGCCUCAGAGGCAGUCACUGCCCAGUUAUUGGGACAGCCUGCCACCCAAGAAGGGGGCUCCAAGGUCCAGGGCAUGCGGUAG
Molecule: messenger RNA, 5172 nt
Organism: Trichechus manatus latirostris (Florida manatee)
Lineage: Eukaryota; Metazoa; Chordata; Mammalia; Sirenia; Trichechidae
Gene: ALPK3
Product: alpha kinase 3
Exons: 14
Coding region: 1-5172 (1723 amino acids)
Biological process (GO): cardiac muscle cell development; protein phosphorylation
Cellular component (GO): nucleus
Molecular function (GO): protein serine/threonine kinase activity; ATP binding
Source: RefSeq, a predicted model, not a curated record